Messenger RNA from Naumovozyma dairenensis CBS 421, 1062 nucleotides. RefSeq names its product Erv41p (gene ERV41). The transcript has a single exon. Gene Ontology annotation, cellular component: Golgi membrane; endoplasmic reticulum; endoplasmic reticulum membrane. Gene Ontology annotation, biological process: endoplasmic reticulum to Golgi vesicle-mediated transport; retrograde vesicle-mediated transport, Golgi to endoplasmic reticulum. The record is from RefSeq and is a predicted model, not a curated record. The coding region runs from base 1 to 1062 and encodes 353 amino acids. Lineage: Eukaryota; Fungi; Ascomycota; Saccharomycetes; Saccharomycetales; Saccharomycetaceae.
AUGGCUGCCAGUCUGAAAGUGUUCGAUGCCUUCCCAAAAAUAGAAGAUCAGAACAAGAAGAAAUCAACGAAAGGUGGAAUUACAUCAAUAUUGACAUAUGUCCUAAUUAUCUUCAUAGCAUGGUCAGAAUUUGGUAGUUAUUUUGGUGGGUUCGUUGAUCAACAAUAUAUAGUUGACGGAAUGCUGAGAGAAACUGUUCCAAUAAAUUUAGACUUAUAUGUCAAUGUCCCAUGUGAAUGGGUCCAUGUUAACGUUAGAGAUCAAACACUAGAUAGGAAAUUUGCUUCUCAAGAAUUGAAAUUCGAGGAAAUGCCCUUCUUCAUCCCAUUUGAUGUGAGACUUAAUGAUAACCCAGAGAUAGUGACACCAGAACUAGAUGAAAUUCUAGGAGAAGCCAUCCCAGCUGAGUUUAGGGAAAAAUUGGAUACAAGAAUGUUUUUCGAUGAGAAUAAUCCAGAUAAAAGUCAUUUACCUGAUUUUAAUGGGUGUCAUAUAUUUGGGUCUGUAAAUGUUAAUCAAGUAGCAGGUGAGUUACAGGUUACUGCUAAAGGACAUGGUUAUGCUGAUUAUCAUAGAGCACCAUUAGAAAAGGUCAAUUUUGCACACGUUAUAAAUGAAUUCUCAUUCGGUGAGUUUUUCCCAUACAUAGAUAAUCCUUUGGAUAACUCGGCCAAAUUUAAUAUGGAUGAUCCAUUAACUGCUUACGUAUAUGACACAUCAGUCAUACCAAUGAUAUAUAGGAAAAUGGGAGCAGAAGUAGAUACAUUCCAAUAUUCUGUGGCUGAACACCAAUAUAAGAGCAAAGAAUCAUCUAGCUCUAACUCAUUUAGAGUACCUGGUAUAUUUUUCCAAUAUAAUUUCGAAAAUCUCUCGAUUGUAGUGAGUGAUAGGCGUUUAGGUUUUAUCCAAUUCAUAGUAAGAUUGGUUGCAAUAUUAUCAUUCGCUGUUUAUAUUGCAUCUUGGCUGUUCAUUCUAGCUGAUAUGUUUAUUGUCAUCAUUAUGGGACCAAAAUGGUCCCUACGCUACCAGCCAUCCGAACAAUCUCAUGGUCUCUUAGAAUAA